AUGAAUACAAAUUAUAUUAUUUUUUUAUAUUUUAAAUUAACUUUAAAAAAUACAUUAGUAACUAUUUCUAAAUAUAAACAAUUAAAUUUUAAAUAUAUAUAUAUUAAAAAUAUAAAGAGUAUAUCUUGUGGUUGUUUGAAAAAUUUUAAAAAUAGGUUAAAAAGUACUAUAGUAGCAAAUAAUAUAUUAACUAUAAAUAUUAUAAAAUAUUUAAUUAAUAAAAAUUUAUAUAAUAUAAAUGUUAUUUUUAAUGGUAUUAAUUCUUAUAGAAUUCAUAUAUUAAAAUUAUUAUUAAAUAUUAAAUAUAAAAAUAAAAAAUUAAAUAUAAAUAAAUUAUUUGAUAUAACUUCUAUACCUUAUAAUGGAUGUAAAAUUUCUAAAAGAAAAUAUUAA
Messenger RNA from Plasmodium berghei ANKA, 393 nucleotides. Lineage: Eukaryota; Apicomplexa; Aconoidasida; Haemosporida; Plasmodiidae. The record is from the annotation of a RefSeq genome assembly.